This is a messenger RNA of Cooperia oncophora, 894 nucleotides long. Lineage: Eukaryota; Metazoa; Nematoda; Chromadorea; Rhabditida; Trichostrongylidae. The record is from the annotation of a GenBank genome assembly.
AUGUUGACGCGGCGUCCGUUGGCGGUAUUGUGGAAUAUUUCUGGCAGUCAACAUCGAUACAGUACUGGAGUGGGCCUCAACUUGGUAUCAACCAGGUACGGUGACCCGGGCAAGGACCGUAAGCGUCCCCCGCUCAUAAUUUGCCAUGGCAUGUUUGGACAGAAGCAGAAUUGGAAUAGUGUCUCAAAGGCAAUGCAGCGACGUCUUGGCUGCACUAUCUACGCAGUGGAUUUGCGCAAUCACGGCGAAUCUCCAUGGGCGGAUUCCAUGAAGUACGAGGAAAUGUGUGAAGAUGUCGUAACAUUUAUGACGACAAUAUCAAAAGAGACGGAUUUCUCCAGUUUUCGCCUUCUUGGACAUUCAAUGGGUGGAAGACUGGUGAUGAGGUUGGCAGUUGAGCCGAAAUGGCAAGACCUUAUCGAUCGGCUAAUAGUUGAAGACGUGUCCCCUAGAACCUAUCCAGGCGAUUUCGCUGCUCAUAUGGGAUUUCGCAAAUACAUACAUGCAAUGGCAGCAUUAGAUAUGACUAAAAGUCGUCGAGAACUUCUCCGCGAUUUGGAGCAAAUCGUCCCCGAUAAAGCCAUUCGUGAAUUCCUGCUCACUAAUCUUGAGCCGUCUAAUGUUUCCGGUGUAUCGAGAUUUCGUUGUAAUUUGAAAGCAAUUGAUAAUAAUCUAGAGACCAUUUUAAGAUUUUCUUUGCCUUCAGGGAAGUUUAACGGCCCUACAUUAUUCUUAUUCGGGGAAAAAUCGGAGUAUGUAAGAGAAGAGGAUAAGAAAUAUAUCAAGGACUCAUUCCCCAACGCUUCUUUCAAAGGUAUCCCUAAUGCAGGGCACUGGGUUCAUGCAGAACAACCAGCUGCGUUCAUUGACAGUGUUUGUACGUUCCUUGAAUGA